AUGGGCCGUAGAUGCUCCCAGAGGAGGGCCUCCGUCGCCUGCGGCCCCCACAACGUAGGAGGCCGCUGCGCAGCCCGGCGGCGAGCCAGAGGCCAGGGCGAGAUAUCGCGACUUCACAUCCAGCAGCCGAUGCCGGACUCUGAGCACCGCCAUCGGCCGCUACAGCGAGCAGCAGCACUGCCGGCACAAGAAUCAGCACCAGCACCAGCACCACCAGCACACACCGCAGUCGAGGAGCGCACAACGCCACCGGCCCCUGCGCCGUCCGGCCCGCCGCCCGCAUACAGCGUCGCCCCGCCUCGCAAGCUUUCCAAGACGUUCUGGCCUCUGCGGGGCGAGGAGUUUGACGAAGUACCCGUCAAGGAUCGGGGUUUGUUCCUGAGCGGUGGCGGCGGCGGCGGUAGCAUCGGCAGCAGCAGCAAGAAGGCGGUGGGCGCGAGCGGCAGCAGCAGCAGCAGUGGCAAGAUGUUGCUCAAGUCCCCGGAGAAACACGCUAUCGACAGCAGCCGCUUUCCCCAAGUGGCCGAGGAGGAAGAGUACGAGCAGGCCCAAGAAGCGCUUCUGCAACAGCAACAACCCUUGUCAGAUUUUCAACCAGUGCGGGCGCGGACUGGGUUCCGGGGCCGGUUCGUGGAUGCCUUUCGUGCGGCGGCUCAUGCUUGGCGUCGGCCGCCUCAGAGUCGGCGGGCAUUUGUCUGA
Pyricularia grisea is the source of this 699-nucleotide messenger RNA. RefSeq lists its product as uncharacterized. The record is from RefSeq and is a predicted model, not a curated record. The coding region runs from base 1 to 699 and encodes 232 amino acids. NCBI's taxonomy places the organism in Eukaryota, Fungi, Ascomycota, Sordariomycetes, Magnaporthales, Pyriculariaceae. The transcript has a single exon.